Molecule: messenger RNA, 540 nt
Organism: Lachancea mirantina
Lineage: Eukaryota; Fungi; Ascomycota; Saccharomycetes; Saccharomycetales; Saccharomycetaceae
Source: the annotation of a GenBank genome assembly
AUGCUCACGCUGGUCGGACUGAACACUAGAAGUGCCCUUUGGAGCUCCCCAAUCCAGCAUGCGGCUCGCCGGUGCGCGGCUCGCCUUGUACCUCGUCGCAACAUGACGACGAUCAAGACCUCUGUCGACGAAGCAGAACAAGUUCUGGUCGCACAGCGUAAGCAUAGGCCCGUUUCGCCCCAUCUCACCAUCUACCAGCCUCAACUCACAUGGUACUUGUCGUCUCUGCACCGUGUCACCGGUGUUUUCCUCGGCUUUGGCUUCUUUGGGGUCGUGAUCGCGUUCGGCGUGUCCACGCUCUUUGGCUUGGGUCUCACUACGGACAAACUCGCGCAAUACUACCAUGAAAAGGUGCCCAAAUGGGCAGACAUCACGCUCAAGGGUUCCGGUGCUUACUUGUUGGCAUUCCACUUUAGCAACGGUAUCAGGCACUUGAUCUGGGACGCCGGUAAAGCCUUGUCGCUCAAGGGAGUCUACUCUACCGGCUAUGCCGUGCUAGCGUUCACUGCGGUCGUUGGUACCUAUCUUUUCGCCCAGUAA